Messenger RNA from Poecilia reticulata (guppy), 2373 nucleotides. It is a transcript of the gene tbce, whose product is annotated as tubulin folding cofactor E. Lineage: Eukaryota; Metazoa; Chordata; Actinopteri; Cyprinodontiformes; Poeciliidae. Gene Ontology annotation, molecular function: protein binding. The record is from RefSeq and is a predicted model, not a curated record. Gene Ontology annotation, biological process: cytoskeleton organization.
UGGCGGUAAUGCGUCUUUGCAAACCGUCAAAAGACACCAAAAGAAGACAUUUUAGCUUGUUAAGCUGUCAUGUUUCUCAAAUCAGCCCGCUACUAGAUUUGGACUUUAUUUUGAACUCUAAUGCUCAAAGUUUCACUUGUGAAUCUCUGGAGGUAUUUAAGGCUGGACCGUUUCUCAAAACUACCACAUACAUAACGCGCGAUCUAUAGCGGUUGUAGUUUUAGUGUUUUCUGUCUUCUGUGGUCGGCUUAAUGGGAACGGAUCAGUCCGAACGGGAUAAGAUGCCGCUGGACCCCGUGGGUAGGCGGAUCUCCUGCGGAAAGGAACGGGCCACGGUCCGCUACGUUGGGCAUGUAUCACCAUAUGAAGGGCUGUGGCUUGGCGUGGAGUGGGAUAACCCAGAGAGAGGAAAACAUGAUGGCAGCCAUGAAGGAGUGCAGUAUUUUACAUGCAGAAAUCCUAAGGGAGGAUCCUUUGUUCGUCCGCAGAAAGUGAGUUUUGGAGUGGACUUCCUGACUGCUGUUUAUUUGACCUAUCAGACAAACGCAGAGGAGGUGCUGAACGAGGAGAUCUUCAUUUCCUCCAAGAAGCUCGAAUGGUUUGUUGUUGAGGAGAAAAGGUUUGAGAAUCUUCCAUCAGUUAUGUUGUACCAUCGCAAUGUCAAUGGACCCGGGGUGGCUGGAGAUAUCAGGAAAACAACACCCAACGUUCAGUGGUUGGACCUCUCUGGGUCUCUGUUGUCCACAUGGAAAGAUGUGGCUGCCAUCACAGAGCAGCUGGACAAACUGGAAGGCCUGCAGCUCAGUGUCAACAGAAUUAGCUUGACCUCUGACCCCUGGGCUCACCGUCAGGCGUUCAGCAACCUCAAACUUCUUGCCCUCAACAACUGUGACUUCACCUGGCUGCAGAUCCUGGAGUGCGCCGCCAUGUGGCCUCAGCUGGAGGAUCUGUCUUUAGAAAAUAACAACAUAAGAGAACUACAGAGGCCAGAGGGCGUCCUGCAAACACUGAAGAGUCUCAAUCUGUCUUGUAAUCCUUUGAUGCAAGAAAGCGUGUCCAGGUUAUCAUCUCUGCCCAGACUGGAGUGGCUUAACCUGUCUAACACCAAACUGUCAAUUAUUCAACUUGAAGAUGCAACUCAAGCUUCUACUACAGACGUCUUUCCUGCUCUGAAGAAUCUCAAUCUGGACCACAACAACAUCUCUGAGUGGAGUAUGGUUAAUGAGCUCGCCAAACUUCCCUGCCUUGUUAAAUUAUCAUGUCGUGACAACAAACUGGUGAGCAGCGAUGGAAACCCAAAAACUGUCAAUCAAAUGAUUAUUGCCAAACUUGGACAUCUGCUCUACCUGAACAACAGUGAGAUCAGCUUUGAAGAAAGAAAGGGGGCGGAGCUUGACUACAUCAAGAUGUUUGGAGAGGAGUGGCUGAAGGCAGGGGGUGCAGAUCAGCCCAGCACGGCGUUAAUCUGCCAGCACCCACGUUAUCAGAUGCUUAUUGAGAAGUAUGGAGCCCCGGAUGAAGGCGAGCUGAAGAAGCCAGAGCCAUUUGCCCUGAAAAAUCAGCUGAUAAACAUUACAUUUGUUUUUCCUGAUGAUGCCGAUCGGGAACCUAUAAGCAAGAAACUACCAGCCUCUAUGGUUGUUCAGAAAGUAAAGGGACUGCUGCACAGGCUGCUGAGGAUCCCACCUGCAGAUCUGAGGCUAACCUACACCAGCCACAAGGUGUCGGGGACAGAGUUUCCCAUCGACAGUGACUUAAAGACGCUUCAUUUUUACUCAGUGGAGGACGGAGACCAGGUUCUGGUUCGCUGGUCCUGACUUGAUCCAACUGCAUGUUUCCCAAACUUUAACACAAGCUGAAAUGUGAUUUUGUAAUAUCUCAUUGUUCUGUGUUAAUUUUUCUAAUUAAGGCAACUGCAGACGUUCAGAACAACAUAAUCACUUUAAUUUGUGCCUCAUUUCCAAGAAGGCAGCGAUUCUUCUUCUGCCUUAAAAACAUUUUAAUUUGGAAACGGGUCAUCAUCAUAAAACUUUCACAAGCCUGGAAGAAGUUUACAUCCUUCAUGUGUGUUUCGUUUCAGACUAAAGUGCAGCAGAAAGAAACAGCAGCUCUAAUUCAUGUGUGUGUUCUGCCCGAGUCUGUUAUUACUGAUCAUUUUUUGUUAAACAGCUCAUAUUUCCAAUGUUUUAUUCUUGUUUCUAUGUAGAAACUACAAAAGUGCAUUUAGGGAGAUAAAACGGCUCGCCAGAAACAUAGAACACCUUCUUUGGAUAACUAUUUAAGUUGUCUUUUACACGCCAAAUUGUGUAUAGGUAUUUUGAGAAUUAUCCAAUUUUCUUUGUUGUGGAACAAAUAAAGACUUGGAAAAAUGUC